Messenger RNA from Petromyzon marinus (sea lamprey), 1014 nucleotides. RefSeq names its product mitochondrial ribosomal protein L27 (gene MRPL27). Gene Ontology annotation, molecular function: structural constituent of ribosome. Gene Ontology annotation, cellular component: ribosome; mitochondrial large ribosomal subunit. Gene Ontology annotation, biological process: translation. Lineage: Eukaryota; Metazoa; Chordata; Hyperoartia; Petromyzontiformes; Petromyzontidae. The record is from RefSeq and is a predicted model, not a curated record.
CGGCGCUUCGCGACCCCGCGUCCUUCCGCCACGCCGUUUUGUACAGUGCACGGCACAGUGCAGUGGUGGUUGGUGGUGGUGGUGGGCGAUGGCGCUGCUGAGGCUACCCUCGAUCUCGCUGCGACUCUCCGCCGCGGUCUCCACCGCCGUCUUCGGAAGAGAGACGGCAGCGUUGGCUGCGGCCGGCGUGAGGUGGGCGUCCAAGAAAGCCGGCAGCAAAGUUCGAAACUCGGCGCCCAAAAGUCCAGGCAAGCGCUACGGAUGGAAGAAGUUUGAAGGUGCCAUGGUUCACGCUGGCAACAUCCUCGCUACGCAGAGGCUCAUCCGGUGGCACCCGGGGGCAUUUGUGGGCAUGGGUCGGAACAACACGCUGUACGCCCUGGAGGACGGCGUUGUGCGGUUCACCAAGGAGGUGUACGUCCCUCCGCCGCGGAGCAGGGAGGCCUUCCAGGUGGUGUGCAAGCUGCCGCGUGGCGCCAUGCUCUACAAGACGUUCAUCAACGUCAUCCCUCCCCACCAGGAGGGGCGCUUCGUCCUCAAGGAAAUGAUGUGAGCGGCGGGGGAGCUGCGCGCCACUUCAGUUGCAGACCUCUCGCGCGAGCCUUCAAGCCCACGCCUCGCCGCCUGGGGCCCGGGGAAUGUGCGACCGAGUGGAAUUUUGCGCGCCGCGAGAGGCACCAACUCUGGCUGUCGCCUGAUGAUGCCGCUCGUUGUAAUUACCGGCGAAACGUCACGGUACUCGAAUUGUAAAUGCCGUGGUGGGAUCACUCUCCAACACACGACCGGUUCGCUGUGCUAGUAGCGAAUUGGCCACGUUUUGUUUACGUGACAAAACUUACUAAUUGGCUGUGGCGGGUGGUGGCGGGUUUAACGACACAUUUAUAGAUUUACGCGAUGUAACCCAUAAACCUCCAUUAUGGAUGCGAGAGGCAGUUUCGUCGUCCGGUGUCACACAAGGGUGCACGCGAGCUCCCCUUUUUGCGAUUGAUGCUUUAAUAAAAAAUGAAACCCACA